AUUUAGUUUCUCGUUGCCAUUUUGUAAAGUGCUCUUAAAACAGUCGAAAGUUCAUAUACUGUACGCUUUUAAUUAAUUAUUGAAAAUAGAGGCUAUCCAGUUGAAAGCAAAAGGAUACUGUGUAAACCAAAUCUGGAAAAUUAUUUCCAUACAGAAAAAGAGGCUUUGGACAACGCAGGUGGUGGCUCGCAGCUUAAUCGUUAAAAGCACUAAGCAGUAUUAAUUUAAUUAAAGAGAAUAAGAGCAAACCAUAGUAACAAGAAAACUGACAAAAUCGAAAAAUACAAAUUAAAACUUAUUACAAAGCAACGAUCGAAACGAGAAUACGAGGAAAAUGGAGAAUUUCACUCCUAAGGAGGUGAAAAUUCUCGAAACAGUCGAGGACAUUCAAGAGCGUCGAGAGCAGGUGCUUUCACGGUAUAAUGAAUUUAAGAUCGAGACUCGCCAGAAGCGUGAGAAGCUAGAAGAUUCGCGACGCUUUCAGUAUUUCAAGCGCGAUGCGGAUGAGUUAGAAUCAUGGAUUCAUGAAAAAUUGCAGGCCGCAAGUGAGGAAAGCUAUCGCGAUCCCACAAACUUGCAAGCUAAAAUUCAAAAACAUCAAGCUUUCGAAGCGGAGGUGUCAGCUCAUAGUAAUGCCAUUGUCUCACUUGACAACACAGCUCAAGAGAUGAUUAAUCAGCAGCACUUUGCUUCCGAGACGAUUUUACGACGAUUGGAUGAGUUGCACCGUUUGUGGGAGUUGCUAUUGAAUCGCUUGGCCGAGAAGGGACAAAAAUUGCAACAGGCUUUGGUUUUGGUGCAAUUUUUACGCCAAUGUGAGGAAGUAAUGUUUUGGAUCAAGGACAAAGAAGCUUUCGUUACUGCAGAUGAAUUUGGGCAAGAUUUAGAGCAUGUAGAAGUAUUGCAGCGAAAGUUUGAUGAAUUCCAAAAGGAUAUGGCUUCGCAAGAAUAUCGUGUGAAUGAAGUGAAUCAAUUGGCUGAUAAGCUGGUUCAGGAUGGCCAUCCAGAACGCGAAACAAUAACCAAACGCAAAGAGGAGUUAAACGAGGCAUGGCAACGCCUUAAGCAAUUGGCUAUUGUACGCCAAGAAAAAUUGUUUGGUGCUCAUGAAAUUCAACGAUUCAAUCGCGAUGCUGAUGAGACCGUUGCUUGGAUUGCAGAAAAGGAUGUUGUAUUAUCAUCGGAUGACUAUGGCCGCGACCUGGCCAGUGUACAAACCUUGCAGCGGAAACAUGAGGGCGUCGAACGAGACUUAGCCGCACUUGAAGAUAAGGUAUCCACUUUGGGAGCUGAGGCAUUACGCCUGUGCUCGAUUCAUGCCGACCAUAGCGAUCAAAUUCGUGACAAACAAGCAGAAAUUGCUAACUAUUGGCAAAGCCUAACAGCAAAGGCACGCGAGCGUAAACAGAAACUAGAUGAAUCGUACUUUUUGCAUCGUUUUCUGGCUGACUUCCGUGACUUGGUAUCAUGGAUAAACGGUAUGAAAGCCAUUAUUUCCGCCGAUGAAUUGGCUAAGGAUGUAGCUGGAGCCGAAGCUCUCUUGGAACGUCACCAGGAGCACAAAGGCGAAAUUGAUGCACGCGAGGAUAGUUUUAAACUGACUACAGAGUCUGGACGCAAACUAUUGGAGCGUGAACAUUACGCUGCAGCUGAGAUUCAAGAGAAAUUGGCUGCACUAGAAAAUGACAAAAGUUCACUGUUAUCUUUAUGGGAAGAUCGACGUAUUCUGUACGAGCAAUGUAUGGAUUUGCAGCUUUUCUAUCGUGAUACUGAACAAGCAGACACAUGGAUGGCUAAGCAAGAAGCUUUCCUUGCCAAUGAAGAUCUUGGCGAUUCGUUAGACUCUGUUGAGGCUUUGAUUAAAAAGCACGAAGAUUUUGAGAAAAGUCUCGCUGCACAAGAAGAGAAAAUCAAAGCUCUUGAUAUAUUCGCUACCAAGCUAAUUGAUGGACAACACUAUGCUGCUGAUGAUGUGGCACAACGUCGUCAAAUGCUGCUGGCGCGUCGGUCGGCACUGCAAGAGAAGUCUGCAAGACGCCGGCAGCUGUUGGAAGAUUCCAAUCGCUAUCAGCAGUUUGAACGCGAUUGCGAUGAAACCAAAGGUUGGAUAAGUGAGAAAUUGAAGUUCGCUACCGAUGACAGUUAUUUAGAUCCAACCAAUUUAAACGGCAAAAUGCAAAAACACCAAAACUUCGAACAUGAACUCAACGCUAACAAAUCACGAAUUGAAGAUAUUACAACAGUAGGCACUGAACUGAUAGAAAAGGAGCAUUACGCGUCCGACCAGAUUAAUACACGAAUGCAGGAGAUUGUUGUAUUAUGGGAAACAUUGGUUCAGGCUUCUGAUAAAAAGGGAUGCAAGCUACAUGAAGCUUGUCAACAGCAACAAUUCAAUCGGACUAUAGAAGAUAUUGAACUAUGGCUAAGCGAAAUCGAGGGUCAGCUGUUGUCCGAAGAUCAUGGCAAGGACUUGACGUCGGUACAAAAUUUGCAGAAAAAACACGCACUUCUCGAAGCGGAUGUUAUGGCUCAUCAAGAUCGCAUUGAAAGCAUCAAGGUGGCAGCUAAUAAAUUCAUUGAAUCGGGACAUUUCGAUGCUGAUAAUAUUAGAAACAAAGAAGCCAAUUUGUCAGAGCGUUAUGCUGCCUUGGCUGCUCCGAUGGCAGAGCGCAAGCAACAUUUACUAGACUCAUUACAGGUCCAGCAACUAUUUAGAGACUUAGAAGAUGAAGCUGCUUGGAUUCGCGAGAAAGAACCAAUUGCUGCUUCGACUAAUCGUGGUAGGGACCUAAUUGGUGUACAGAACCUUAUCAAAAAACAUCAAGCUGUUUUAGCUGAAAUCAAUAAUCAUGAACCCCGUUUGCUUAAUGUUAUUAGUUCAGGGGAGAAUAUGCUAAAAGAGCAACCAUUUGCUAGUGAAGACAUUCGUCAACGGUUGGAUGCUUUGCAAGAACAAUGGAACACCCUGAAGGAAAAAUCAAAUCAACGCAAGCAAGAUCUUGAGGACUCAUUACAAGCGCAUCAAUACUUUGCUGAUGCUAACGAGGCUGAAUCGUGGAUGCGUGAGAAAGAACCAAUAGCCACUAGCAGCGAUUACGGGAAAGAUGAGGACUCCGCCGAGGCAUUACUGAAGAAGCACGAAGCGUUAGUCUCAGAUUUAGAAGCAUUUGGCAAUACAAUACAAGCAUUGCAAGAACAAGCUAGAAACUGUCGGCAACAAGAAACUCCUGUUGUCGAUAUAACCGGAAAGGAAUGUGUUGUUGCCCUUUACGAUUAUACUGAAAAAUCACCACGUGAGGUGUCAAUGAAGAAGGGUGAUGUGCUAACUCUGCUCAACUCAAAUAACAAAGACUGGUGGAAAGUUGAGGUUAAUGAUCGUCAGGGAUUUGUACCAGCUGCUUACAUAAAAAAAAUUGAGGCUGGUCUCAGUGCAAGUCAGCAGAAUCUUGUAGAUAAUCACUCCAUUGCUAAACGUCAAAAUCAGAUUAAUUCCCAAUACGAUAAUUUACUAGCAUUGGCUCGGGAACGUCAAAACAAAUUAAAUGAAACGGUCAAAGCAUACGUUCUUGUUCGCGAAGCUGCGGAUUUAGCAAACUGGAUUAAAGACAAAGAAAAUCACGCUCAAAUCGCUGAUGUUGUGGGUGAAGAUCUCGAAGAAGUUGAAGUGCUACAAAAGAAGUUCGAUGAUUUCAACGAUGACUUGAAGGCCAACGAGGUUCGCUUGGCAAACAUGAAUGAAAUUGCCGUUCAACUGACUUCCCUCGGUCAAACAGAGGCUGCUUUGAAAAUCCAGUCACAAAUGCAAGACCUGAAUGACAAAUGGACCAAUCUUCAACAAUUGACUGCUGAGAAAGCGAGCCAACUUGGAUCUGCUCAUGAAGUUCAGCGCUUCCAUCGGGACAUUGACGAAACCAAGGAUUGGAUCGCCGAAAAAGAAAAUGCCCUCAACAAUGAUGAUUUGGGUAAGGAUUUGCGCAGUGUUCAAACAUUGCAGCGCAAGCACGAAGGCGUUGAACGCGAUCUGGCAGCACUGCGUGACAAAAUCCGACAAUUGGAUGAAACUGCAAAUCGCUUAAUGCAGUCACAUCCAGAUACUGCUGAACAAACUUACGCCAAACAAAAGGAGAUCAACGAAAUGUGGGAUCAAAUCAUUACAAAAGCAACUGCACGCAAAGAAAAGCUUUUGGACUCAUAUGAUUUGCAACGUUUUCUCAGUGACUAUAGGGAUCUCCUUGCUUGGAUUAACUCGAUGAUGAGCCUGGUAACGUCUGACGAACUCGCAAAUGAUGUUACGGGGGCCGAAGCGCUUAUCGAACGUCACCAGGCUCGUCGCGCAGAACUCGAAUCCAUUAUUGGACACGGUAACACUCCCGGCACAUCUUUGUCUGAUGAGGAGCACCGGACGGAAAUUGAUGCACGUGCUGGAACAUUUGCCGCCUUCGAACAGUUCGGCAAUGAACUGUUGCAAACUAAUCACUAUGCUUCACCCGAAAUCAAGGAGAAGAUCGAGGACCUGGCUAAGACCCGUGAAGAACUGGAGAAAGCAUGGACUGCUCGUCGAUUACAACUUGAGCAAAAUUUGGAUCUGCAAUUGUAUAUGCGCGAUUGUGAGCUUGCAGAGUCGUGGAUGUCGGCACGGGAAGCAUUCCUUAAUGCCGAUGAUGUCGACAAUAAGGGCGAUAAUGUUGAAGCUUUGAUCAAAAAGCACGAAGAUUUCGAUAAGGCUAUCAAUGGGCACGAGGAGAAGAUUGCUGCCCUUCAAGUGCUAGCUGAUACGUUAAUUAAUCAAAAUCACUACGCAUCUAAUCUGAUUGACGACAAGAGAAAGCAAGUGUUGGAACGUUGGCGUCACUUGAAAGAGGGUUUGAUUGAGAAACGUUCCCGAUUGGGCGAUGAGCAGACAUUGCAGCAAUUCUCUCGUGAUGCUGAUGAAAUCGAGAACUGGAUCGCUGAGAAAUUGCAAUUGGCUACCGAAGAGAGUUACAAAGAUCCAGCCAAUAUUCAAUCGAAACACCAAAAGCAUCAGGCCUUUGAAGCUGAAUUGGCAGCCAAUGCAGAUCGUAUUCAGAGUGUUUUGGCAAUGGGAGAAAACUUGAUUGAUAAGAAGCAAUGCAGCGGCUCGGAAGAUGCUGUUCAGAAGCGUCUAACCCAAAUUGCUGAUCAAUGGGAAUAUCUCACACACAAGACAACUGAAAAAUCUCUGAAAUUAAAAGAAGCAAACAAACAGCGAACCUACAUCGCUGCUGUCAAGGACUUGGACUUCUGGUUGGGCGAGGUCGAAAGCUUGCUCACCACUGAGGAUUCUGGUAAGGAUUUGGCAUCAGUCCAAAACCUCAUGAAGAAGCAUCAGUUGGUGGAGGCGGAUAUCGUGGCACACGAAGACCGCAUCAAGGACAUGAACAACCAGGCCGAUUCCUUGGUCGACAGCGGUCAAUUUGACAGUGCUGGCAUUCAAGAGAAACGGCAAAGUAUUAAUGAACGCUAUGAACGCAUCUGUAAUUUGGCUGCACACCGUCAGGCUCGCUUGAACGAGGCAUUGACUUUGCAUCAAUUCUUCCGCGAUAUCGCCGAUGAGGAAAGUUGGAUAAAAGAAAAAAAAUUGUUGGUUGGCUCUGAUGACUAUGGUCGCGAUUUGACCGGUGUACAAAAUCUGAAAAAGAAACAUAAACGCCUAGAAGCUGAAUUGGCAUCACACGAACCAGCAAUUCAGGCUGUACAAGAAGCAGGUGAAAAAUUAAUGGAUGUUUCCAAUUUGGGUGUACCCGAAAUUGAACAGCGACUUAAGGCCUUAAACCAGGCUUGGGCUGAACUCAAGAAUUUGGCAGCUACACGCGGCCAGAAGUUGGAUGAAUCCCUGAUAUAUCAACAAUUUUUAGCCCAAGUAGAAGAAGAAGAAGCGUGGAUAACAGAGAAACAGCAAUUACUCUCGGUUGAUGACUAUGGAGACUCAAUGGCUGCUGUGCAAGGACUUUUGAAGAAGCAUGACGCAUUUGAAACGGACUUUGCAGCUCACAAGGAUCGCUGCUCAUUAAUAUGCGAUCAAGGAACUGAAUUAGUGGAAGCUAAAAAUCACCACGGUGACUCUAUUGCACAACGUUGUCAACAACUUCGCAAUAAACUAGACAAUUUGAAUGCAUUGGCGGCCCGCCGCAAAGGAGCACUUUUAGACAAUUCUGCUUACCUGCAAUUUAUGUGGAAAGCUGAUGUGGUCGAGAGCUGGAUCGCCGAUAAGGAGAACUACGUACGGUCUGAUGAAUAUGGGCGCGAUCUUUCAACUGUUCAAACUCUGUUGACAAAGCAAGAGACAUUUGAUGUUGGUCUCAAUGCCUUUGAACAAGAAGGUAUUCAUAAUAUAACUGCUCUAAAGGACCAACUUAUUGAUGCGAAUCACGCUCAAUCACCGGCUAUUUUGAAACGUCAUGAAGAUGUCAUUUCUCGUUGGAAUAAACUUCGGGAAGCCUCUGAGACACGCAAACAACGCUUGUUGGCCAUGCAAGAUCAGUUCCGCCAAAUCGAGGAACUCUACUUGACAUUUGCGAAGAAAGCUUCCGCCUUCAAUUCUUGGUUCGAAAAUGCCGAAGAGGACCUUACUGAUCCUGUUCGCUGCAAUUCGAUCGAAGAAAUACGUGCUCUGCGCGAUGCGCAUGCACAAUUCCAGGCUUCACUUUCGUCCGCCGAGGCAGACUUUAAGGCUCUGGCAGCGCUCGAUCAGAAGAUCAAGAGCUUCAAUGUUGGGCCUAACCCAUACACUUGGUUCACCAUGGAAGCUCUUGAAGAAACCUGGCGCAACUUGCAAAAGAUCAUAGAGGAGCGAGAUGGCGAAUUGGCUAAAGAGGCCAAGCGUCAAGAAGAGAAUGAUAAAUUGCGAAAGGAAUUUGCAAAACAUGCUAAUCUUUUCCAUACGUGGCUAACCGAAACAAGAUAUUAUAUGCUGGGUUAUAAUAGAGAAGGAACUAGCAUGAUGGAAGGUUCCGGUUCAUUGGAACAGCAACUGGAAGCUCUUCGCAUCAAGGCCACCGAAGUACGCGCCCGUCGUGUUGACUUGAAGAAAAUCGAAGAAUUGGGAGCAUUACUAGAGGAACAUUUGAUAUUGGACAAUCGUUACACAGAACAUUCGACUGUUGGCCUGGCCCAGCAAUGGGAUCAGCUUGACCAACUAUCAAUGCGUAUGCAACACAACUUAGAGCAACAAAUACAGGCACGUAAUCACUCUGGAGUAUCGGAAGAUUCACUAAAAGAAUUCUCAAUGAUGUUCAAGCAUUUUGACAAAGACAAGAGUGGUAAAUUGAAUCACCAAGAAUUUAAAUCAUGCCUGCGAGCGCUCGGCUAUGAUCUCCCAAUGGUAGAAGAAGGUCAGCCCGACCCAGAAUUCGAGGCCAUUCUCAAUGUUGUGGACCCGAAUCGUGAUGGACAUGUUUCAUUGCAGGAGUACAUAGCUUUUAUGAUUUCAAAGGAAACAGAGAAUGUACAAUCCUACGAAGAAAUCGAGAAUGCUUUCCGUGCUAUCACUGCCUCCGACCGCCCCUACGUAACAAAGGAAGAGCUUUAUUGCAACCUAACCAAGGACAUGGCGGAUUACUGUGUGCAGCGUAUGAAGCCGUAUGUGGAACCCCGUUCUGGCCAACCUAUAAAGGAUGCUCUCGACUAUAUCGAGUUUACGAGGACACUUUUUCAAAAUUAAAUGAAAAAUGUUAAAAAAACUUAACUUUCGUAACAUCAAAUUAAAAUAUUUCCUGCAAUUACUUGAGUAGUUUAGAUUUAAGUAUUAUUCACUGUCUACUGCUACUACUACUACUAUAUUCCGCAUGCAACGGAAAUACAUAUGGGCAGCCAAAAAAAAUUCGAACCGUGAGCGAUAAAAGUAUCAAUAUACCACAUAGAUAUAUAUGUUUACUAAUCAAGUUCGCGUAGCUUCGUAGCAUUGAAUGCAUUUAAAUAGUUUUGCUGACUUGAAUAAUCACGCUAUGAUUUUCUAUGCCGCUUAAAUACGAAGAUUAUCAAUAUAAUAUACCGUAAUAUACACAUGAAUAGAUACAAGUCAAAUCAGCUUAAUAUUAUCAAUUUUAUCAAGAAAAAGCGCGAUAUAUCGUGGACUUCUAUGCCUUUUCAGGUAUGCGGAAAACUAUCAUCACCAGUAAAUUCAAUAAUUUAUUAAAUGCUUAUCCGCCAAAAAAGUUAUUAAAUUUUGACACACAAUACGUUGGUAUAAGUGAGGAGGCUUAAGAAAAUAAACGCAUUGCGAUCUAAAAAAGUACAUUUACUAUUUACAUCCAUAUAAAAUGAAGAUAAUUGAAAGAAUUAUAAUUCCGUUUAUUAGAUAUACAGAUAAAUUUAUAUGACUUAGAUGAAACAUUUUCUAUUUACACAUGCACAUGCAUAUUUGCGAAUAUUUUAUGAAAUAAAGAGUUAAAAACCUUUAAAUAUGUCCCUUAAUAUAUUACUGCUGCAUGUCUAAUAAAGAUUAACAUAUACAUAAUAACAAAUAUUCUUUGUUUCAUACUCUCACUUAUAGGUGUAAGCUAUUUCUUGUAAUUUUGAACACUGCUCACUCACUGUAUCUCGACAUGGAACUGUACCGUUACCUCAAUAGCUUCUCGUUUUUUUAUAAUUUUUAUGGUCUUUCUAUUUGAAUCGAUGGUUUUAUAUUUCUUUUAGUAUAUUUCGCUUUUAUUUGUAAUUAAAAUAUCUUUUGCUUUUACGUAAGUUUUUGUCUUUGAAGUAUGUAUAUUAAUUUUAGCUGAAUUUGUUUUUUAGUUGAUUAUUUCACGGACUGUAUUUCACCGAAAAACAUUUUAAAUGAAUGGUUUUAUAUGUUGCAUCUUGUGAA
This is a messenger RNA of Anastrepha ludens (Mexican fruit fly), 8827 nucleotides long. RefSeq names its product spectrin alpha chain (gene alpha-Spec). Gene Ontology annotation, biological process: actin cytoskeleton organization. The transcript is spliced from 9 exons. Bases 335 to 7681 code for a protein of 2448 amino acids. The record is from RefSeq and is a predicted model, not a curated record. Gene Ontology annotation, cellular component: plasma membrane; cell junction; cell projection. NCBI's taxonomy places the organism in Eukaryota, Metazoa, Arthropoda, Insecta, Diptera, Tephritidae. Gene Ontology annotation, molecular function: actin filament binding; calcium ion binding.